AUGUCGUCAAAAACGAAAAAGACUGUCUCAUCAUCGUCGAACAUCAGUGUGGUGUCAUCCGUUCAAAGCCCGCAGCAGUCAAGCACUCCUGUUGGAAGCCGACCUUCUAGUUCUGCCGGCAGGCCAAAUAGCCCGUUAAGUCCUACUCGGCACACCCGUCUUCAAGAGAAAGAUGCUUUACAAAAUCUUAAUGAUCGUUUAGCGGCUUACAUUGACAAAGUUCGGCAAUUGGAAAGUGAAAACUCAGGCUUGCGUCGGGAGAUUCAAACUACACAGGAGGUGGUCACACGCGAGGUUUCUAACAUAAAAGGCAUCUAUGAGCACGAACUCCAGGACGCUCGAAAACUUUUAGAUGAUACAUCGCGUGAGAAAGCUAAAUUAGAGAUCGACCUAAAGAGGUUAUAUGAGGAGAAUGAUGAUUUGAAAAAACGCUUAGACAAGAAGACCAAGGAUUGUCAACAAGCAGAAAACUUGUCACGUCAUUUUGAGUCGCGUUUCACUGAGGAGAGUAAUAAAUACAAUAGUGCACUUGCUGAUAAGAAGAAAGCUCAAGAUGAAGCCAGGGAGCUGGCUAAAGAAUUGGAGAAGUUGCGAAAAGUUUACGCUGACACGCGCAAGACCUUGGAGGAAGAGAUGUUAUGCCGCAUUGACAUGGAGAACACCGUACAGAGCUUGCGUGAGGAGCUUUCCUUCAAAGAUCAGGUGUUCCAACAAGAACUCCAGGAAACACGCACCAGACGUCAAGUGGAGAUAUCUGAAAUUGAUGGUCGUCUUGCACAACAGUAUGAAGCUAAGCUACAGCAAAGUCUACAAGAAUUGCGCGAACAGCAAGAGGCCAACAUCAAAGCCAACCGUGAUGAAAUUGAAGCUCUCUAUGAAAACAAGAUGAAGAACCUGCAGAAUGCUUCUCACCGUAACAGCACAGCGGCUAAUGUGGCUGUGGAAGAACUGCGUACUAUGCGUACGCGCAUUGAUAGUUUGAACGCCACGCUCAAUGAAUUGGAAAAUAAGAACGCUGCACUUAGCAAUCGCUGCCGCGAGUUGGAGCGCCAGUUAGAGUCGGAGCGUGCACGACACGCUGAGGACCUGGCCUCGCUCGAGCAAGAGCUGGCGCGUCUGCGGGACGAGAUGGCGGCUCAGCUACGCGAGUACGCCACGCUUAUGGACAUUAAGAUCUCGCUUGACCACGAGAUAGCCACUUACCGUACACUCCUCGAAGGAGAGGAGGACAGGCUGAACCUGACGUCGCAGUCCCCCGGGCGCGAGUCGCGCGCGUCCACGAGCGCGGGGCUGAGCGCGGGCGGGCGCGGCACGCCGGCGCGCCGCGCCACGCCCCUGCGCGCCGCGCGCAAGCGCACGCUGCUGGACGAGAGCGAGGAGCGCAGCCUCAACGACUUCAGCGUCACCUCCAGCGCCAAGGGGGACCUCGAGGUCGCGGAGGCCUGUCCCGACGGCACCUUCGUCCGCAUCAGGAACAAGGGCAAGAAGGAGCUGAGUCUUGGCGGCUAUCAAAUCAUCCGCAAAGCUGGUGACCAGGAAACGUUGUUCAAGUUCCAUCGCACGGUGAAGCUAGAGCCGGGCGCGGUGGCCACGGUGUGGUCCGCUGACGUGGGCGCUGAGCACGACCCACCGCGCGACAUUGUUAUGAAGGGUCAGAAAUGGUUCGUCGCCGACUCUUUCACCACAGCUUUGAUUAACAACGAACAGGAGGAAGUAGCAGUGUCGGAGAGACAAAGGAGACAAGUCAGCACGAGCGCACAGCGACACCGUGAGCUCGCUCAUAAAUAUCCUCGUCGCGAACAGUUGGGAGAGCUUCGUGAGGGAGAAGAGAACUGCCGUAUAAUGUAA
Messenger RNA from Arctia plantaginis, 1848 nucleotides. Lineage: Eukaryota; Metazoa; Arthropoda; Insecta; Lepidoptera; Erebidae. The record is from the annotation of a GenBank genome assembly.